Molecule: messenger RNA, 1961 nt
Organism: Closterium sp. NIES-67
Lineage: Eukaryota; Viridiplantae; Streptophyta; Zygnematophyceae; Desmidiales; Closteriaceae
Source: the annotation of a GenBank genome assembly
GACGAUGAAAUGGCCCGUGGAUGAGUGAAACAAGUCGCAGUGGGUGGCGUGGCCGGGGUAGAUUGUUGUGACCCCGGCCCGUUGAAGUGCACCUUGGGAGACGAGGUUAGUGCGAAGGGAGGGGACAUGGAAGCCAGUUACUGAACCUGAGGGGAAGAGGGGGCAGGGAAGGGUGGAGGACUGUGACACUGGCGCCGCUGUCAAUGACAAACUCAAUGGAAGGAGGGGUGGGGUGAGACACGGAGUACUGGAAGGAGGUUUCAUUAAUAGACUCGGGAUACAUUGGAGGAAUAGCAGGAGAGGCAUGGCUAACAUGGUUGAUGAAGCCAGGUGAGGGAAAUGGGGUAAAGCCAGGAGGUCCGGUGGGGGCCUGCGCAGGAGGAGCAGGAGCAGACAGGCCAGAGCUCCAGGCGGAGGGAGGGGAGGGCUGCUGCUGAGACUGCUGGUGCUGCUGAGACUGUUGCAGCUGCUGGAGGAGCUGCUGCAGGAGCUGCUGCGGCUGCUGCUGGGACUGAUGCGGAUGCUGGUUCUGCUGCGGCUGCUGGUUCUGCUGCGGCUGCUGAGUCUGCUGCGGCUGUGGGGAUGGAAGGAGGGGCGUGACCUGCUGGAGGAUUUGUGGAGGGAGGUGCUGUGCAAGGAUGUGGUGGAGAGAGGUUGAGGAGGGCUGAUAGGCGGGGAGGGUACGAACAUCAAAGGGAGUGGGAGGUGGAGUGAUAGCGGACCAGCGAGGGGGCGUGCCCGUGUUGCCUCGAUCAAGCCACUCAUCAGUGAGGGCCUUGAAACAUGUGGUGGUGGCAUGGGUGGUUUGGAGGCAGCGCUUACCCUUGUUGGGGCCGUUGCGGAUGAGAUACUGACACGGGGAGAAGCCGCCGGUGCUGUUGGAACCACUGCUACCCCCGCGUCCUCCACUGCGCCCCCCGCCACGUCCACCACCCGAUCGUCCCGCCGAAGUACCGCCACGGCCAGCACCACGUCCUCCUUUUGCUUGGGCAGCAUGAGCCGUUGGAGGAGACUGGCGGAGGAGCUCCGCUUCAGUUUUCAGAAUCCAUGCGGCUACAUAGGCGGAGUCGGGUGGGAAGCUGGCGUGGACCUCAUUGAACGCCACGCGACGGGCCUCAUACAAGGGGGUGAGGCCGUCGAGGAGGCGGCAAACGAUGAGGGAGUCGGGAAGGGGAGAGCGACGAUCGGCAAGGCGUUUGGCAGUGGUGAGGAGGCGGCGCGUGAAGGAGAGGGCGUUGGGGCAGGAGUCAAGGUUGAUGUCGAGGAAGGCGCGGUGGAGCGCUAGGAGAGAGUUGGUGUCCUGGAGGUCAUAGGUGGCACAUAGCUCUUUCCAGAACUCGGGAGCGGAGGAGGGGGUAAUUUCGCGUUUGAGGGAGGAAGGAACGCAUGCAGACAGGAUAGCGAGACAUUUGCGGUUGGCAACGUUCCAGGCAGAGUGGCGACGACGGUACUCACGAAAGUCGUCAGCAUACUUAGCCGUGGCGUCCUUGUGCUGUUGGAGGAGUGUGUUGGCAGCGUCGUGCGCAGCUUGCUCUGCGUCAUACGCGUGAUGGAGGAGAGUGUACUCCGCAAAGUCCUUGUCAUAUUGGUGUUGCACGCGAGCCCAGCGAUCAGGGUCGUCGGUGUAGACCAGUGGAGAGGGCUUGGUGGGGGCCGGUCCCGAGGGGGCCGGGGGUGGGGCGGGAGGUGCAGGGGAGACAUCAGCGGGACAUUCGGGGGGCUGCCCUGCGUCAUUGCCAAGGAGAAUGUCAAGGAGGCAGUAGUCGUUGAUGAUAGCGGAUCCGAGGACAUUGGUAAGGCUCUGGGCAAAGGUAGCCCAGUUGACAGGGACGGCGUCGUCGAUGAGCUCGAGGACGUCGAUGGUGGAGAUGUCGACGGCGAGUGUUUCGGUGGUCAUGUGGGGUGCUUAUAAGUUCCUAAGACAAUGAAACGAUGUAGGCUAAUAGAAUGAAGGGAGAAUA